CCCGUUGACGUUCACGGACUUCUAGUGGAUGUCCGUUCCCUCGACCGAACGAUUGCCGAAACCGCAUUGCAAUGUGCUCAUGGCACAAUUGCGGGACUACUUGCACACUGCAGUACCAACUCCGUUGAUGGACGCCGUAGCAGAGGUUGUCGACCUUCACGCUUACAUCACAAAGAUCGACCUCGAGUUCAAGAUGCAACGGUACGACGACAUCGACGCACCAUUGCUAUACGUACGCAUUCAGAUUGGAGAGGCGACCUGCAGUGCCUUGAUCGAUUGCAUAGCGUCUCGCAACUACAUCAUCCAGGACUUCAUGGUACGCGCCGGCCUUGGCCCACGUGUCCGGAGGAAGUCCCAGCCUACGCAAGUCACUCUGGCAGACGGUCAUACGCACAAGUCCAUCGACCGGUGCAUUGACGCUGUCCUAGUGUACUUUGCCCCUCACGCAAGUGAGGCGGUGUCCUUUGACAUUCUGGACACCAAAUUCGACAUGAUCUUUGGCAUGUCAUGGCUGCGAAGCAAGGAUCACUCGGUGAACUUCUUCAACUGCACCGUUCACGUUCACCACCAACGCGAAAUUCGCAAGGAGGAUCGCUACAAGACAGCGUUCAAGACACGGUAUGGGCAUUUCGAAUGGCUGGUCAUGCCGUUUGGCCUUACGAAUGCCCCAGCCACUUUCCAAGCCGCUAUGACAACGGAGUUCCGACACAUGCUGGAUCGGUUUGUACUCAUCUACCUCGACGACAUCUUGGUGUAUAGUCGGAGUUUGGACGAGCAUGUGGAACACCUGCGCACCGUUUUGGAGCGGCUACGACAAGCCAAGUACAAAGCAAACCGCGACAAGUGCGAGUUCGCACAGCAGGAGCUGGAGUACUUGGGACACUAUGUGACGCCGCAAGGCAUCCGUCCGCUUGCGGACAAGAUCGAGGCCCUACGAGUAUGRCCCGAGCCCACCAACACCACAGACGUUUGUUCAUUCAUGGGGUUGGCGGGCUACUAUCACCGAUUCAUCACCGGAUACUCCAGGAUUGCUGCACCUAUGACGAGGUUAGAGUCGCCAAAGGUGCCAUUCGUAUUCGAUGACGACGCACGCCGGUCAUUCCAAGCACUUAAGACGGCUAUGCUCCUGGCACCCGUCCUUAGCAUCUAUGACCCCACCCUGCCGACGCGAGUGACUACGGACGCUUCCGGCUAUGGCAUUGGGGCAGUCUUGGAACAACACGACGGCGACGACUGGCACCGUGUGGAGUUCACAUGGGUCACAGACAACAAUCCAUUGACCUACUACAAGACGCAGGACAAGGUGAGCAGCACGAUCGGACGAUGGAUGUACUUCAUCGACCAAUUUGACUUCACACCGAAACAUGUCCCCGGCCUCUCCAAUCGCGCAGCAGAUGCACUCUCGCGAAGACCUGAUCUUUGCGCUAUGUCACAUCAUGCCUUCGCAUUCGACGAGGAGCUUCAGCAACACUUCAUCCGGGCAUAUCAGUCUGAUCCGGACUUCGGCACGCUCUAUGCACAGUUAUCUUCGGAUCACCCGCCGGCCAGCCAUUACCGCAUUGCCGACGGGUACUUGCUCCUCCACUCGAGAGGCAAGGACUUACUAUGUGUCCCACGGGACCGUCGUCUUCGGACUCGCCUCCUCGGCGAGUACCAUGAUUUAGGACUCGCCGGCCAUUUCGGAGUCAACUGCACUAUUGCACGGCUUCGACAGCGAUUCAGAUGGCCCGACCUCGUUACCGAUGUCACUCGGUAUUGCGACUCUUGCGAAGUUUGCCGACGCAGCAAGCCCCGCAACCGCAAUCCCUACGGCGAGUUACACCCGAUGCCUAUCCCACGGGAACCCGGUCUCUCCAUUGCCAUGGACGUCACCGGUCCGUUUUCUCGCGACCGGCUCGGGCACGACGGCAUCCUCACUGUUGUGGACCGAUUGAGUAAGUACGCGCGUUUUCUCCCUUGCAAGUACUACUCCACGGCUCCCGAGCUGGCACGCCUCCUGCACACUGGUUGGAUUUGUGGCCACGGUGUACCAGAAGACAUUGUCAGCGACCGCGACACUCGCUUCAUGUCGGCGUUUUGGACUACUCUCAUGCAAGAGUCCGACACAACAAUGAAACCAAGUUCGGCUCGACAUCCUCAGACAGACGGGCAGACGGAGCGGGCACAUCAAACCGCUCAAAUGAUACUUCGUACGCUCAUCUGUCUGAACCAGAAAGAUUGGGUUGACCGCCUCCCCGACAUCGAGUUCGCCUACAACACUUCGGUGCAUCCGGCGAUCGGCGUGACUCCAUUCGAGUUGCACCACGGUGGACGGAAAGACCGGAUCUUCGCAGACCUUCUCCUCCCUCGACCAGCCGACAUUGACGCUGCCUGCUCUCCCGCUUCCGUCCGAAAGAAAAUGUCUAACCAUGGGGCUCAGCAGCAGCCACAGGUGGAAGUUGUAAUGAAUGUGGAAGGUCAACAGCCUUCAACCUCCACUCCUCCUUCUCCACCUCUGACUGCUACUCAGCAGGAGAAGGAGUUGCAAGAACAACUGCGGCGUCAACAGGAACGCCUUGCAGAAUUGGAACGGCAGGAGGCAGCUGAGCUAGAGGUUGCAGCAGAUAAUUCCAGAAGGGAGUAUCUGUUGCAGCAGCUAGACGAGGUGCUCUCAGAUGAGCGUUGUGCACAAGUGACUAGGCACCUGGCAGAGACGAUCAUUCUGGAGCACAAGAUCACCAGUUCCUACUUCACGAGCUGGGAUGAUCGUUUUGAUCGUUUGGAGCGUCGGGUUGACGACCUGGCAGCUCAGCAGUCUAAGAUUCUGGAUGCGAUUCAUAACUUGACUGCUCAGCUGUCAGCCGCCAAGCUGAUUGCCCCUCAGCUCCCUCUGCUAAAACCCAAACCUUCUCCUACUUCUACCCCUCCUUCAUCCCCCCAUGGUUUAGUGCAUUCUUCCCAGACACCAUCUCAUUCCCAAAAGACCCCAGGCAAAACCACCUAUGGUGCUGUUACUACAGGGGAUCAAAGAGGUCCCAAGAUCCCUGCAUCCAACAAGUUUAGGGGUGAUGACCCCAAGACCGAUGUUGGGGACUCGGUUGCUGGGACCAAAGCCUACUUGAGGGGCUUUGUCUGUGUAGAACAGACCAAGGUGGCGACUGUUCUGGGACUGCUGGAGGGACCUGCAUUGAAGUGGGUCACCUCCACCUCCAGCAGUCUGCAGCAGUCCAUGUAGGACUGGGCUUUUGGGCUUGGGGUGGACAAACUUAUGCAGGCCCUGGAGGACCGUUUUGCAGACAGGGAGC
Molecule: messenger RNA, 3284 nt
Organism: Chara braunii
Lineage: Eukaryota; Viridiplantae; Streptophyta; Charophyceae; Charales; Characeae
Source: the annotation of a GenBank genome assembly